AAUGAGAGUUUUAGCAGUGAUCUUAUUAGUGACGGCAGUGGUGGCUGAGGAUGGUGCAUUAUGUCCUAAGGAACAGGACGCUAAUUACGAAGUGGAUAGAUUGGUAGCCCAUGAGGAUUGCAACAAAUUCUACAAAUGCGUUCAAGGGGAAACUGUAGAAAUGAUGAGCCCUGAAGGGCUGUUGUUCAACUCUGUCUUCCGUUUCUGUGACUGGACCCUCAACGUCGAUUGUGCAGAAAGAAGAAUGCCUACCGAAAGAGCUAUGCUUGCAACUUAAGUAACUGAGGCAAAGCCAGAAGGAAAGGCUAGCGGAGAUAGUGAAGAAUCUA
Messenger RNA from Papilio machaon (common yellow swallowtail), 329 nucleotides. Its product is annotated as peritrophin-1-like. The transcript has 2 exons. Gene Ontology annotation, cellular component: extracellular region. Bases 2 to 277 code for a protein of 91 amino acids. Gene Ontology annotation, molecular function: chitin binding. NCBI's taxonomy places the organism in Eukaryota, Metazoa, Arthropoda, Insecta, Lepidoptera, Papilionidae. The record is from RefSeq and is a predicted model, not a curated record.